AAAACCUACAUGUAUUUUUUAAAUGUGUUACUAUAAUAAAUGUACUUUAAAAAAUUUAUUUGGAUGGCAAAAGGGGAGAACAUAGGUGCUGUCAUCACUAAUGCACUUCCCGAAUGUCUUGACGGGGCAGAAGCCAAAUCCAGGAGCUGUGAACUCAGUCUUGGUCUCCCACAUGAAUGGCAAGAGCCCAGCUCUUUGAGUCAACACCACUGCUGCCUAGGGUCUGUAACUAGAGGGAAGCUGGAAUCCAGACCUGCAGCCAGGAGUCCAAUGCAGGCAUGAACAUGGAACCCAGGUGAGGCCUACACCUGUCUCUAAAUGUCCUUAAUUCUAUGAACCUUUUGAAGUGCCCUCAAACUGUAUUAUAGGAAUCAUGGGUAAGCCUUAGCAGACUACAAUAAUUAAGGUUUAAUAGUAAAACUGAAGACUUCAGAGAAAGAAGUAGAACUCAGAGAAAGUGGUGGACAUAAAGAAUGGUACAAUAAUAUCUAUCACUAUAAAUAAUAUUUGUCACUUUUACUAGUUGUUGAAUGGGAACCUCUUUGUUUUCAGAAUUUGUUCCACAACAAACCAUUUAUUAAGUUUUUCUUAAUGUGACUUGAUGAGUACAAAUUGUGAAAAGAUCAGAUCUUUCUAAAUUAGAAUUUAAAAUGAAAAUUUUAAAUGUUUAUCAUAGCAAGUAUUAGUGAUGGUGAGUUAUAAAUUGACAAUCAGCACAAUUUUUUUCCAUAUAUCAUGUCCCUUUGUUUUUCUCUAAAUUAGAGAAGUCAGUGUUAAGGCAUUACCAACAGAACUCAUAAACCUCAUAGAUUUGUAGUUAAAUUUUGAGGGCAGUUAAAUUUAAGUUGGUCUGACGUUUUUUCUCAAAAUGAAUCUCCUAUUUUAUGCAGUGUUUUUGCCCUGUUGCAACGGAUUUUUCUUUUUCCACAGCUGCUCUGCAUAAUAUAUUUCACCAAAUUCUUAACAUUUUUCUUCCCACAUUCCCUGCUUACAGUUUGUGCUCUCUACAGUAUCAGUAUUCCUUUGAAAUCUACUCUGCAUCUUUUCUCAUGGGGAUUUGAUUUGCCACCUUCCAGGACCUCAGUGCCAUCUUUAGGAGUUACUGGACAAACUAUGGCUCCUCGAUCCCAGAGACGAAGGCACAAGAAACCUUCUUCAUCAGUGGUUCCCACAGUUGUCACCCCACCCACAGUUGGGACCCCUGUACCUCUAACUCUCUCAAAACCUGGCCCUAGUAUUGACGCCUUGGGAUUCUUCUCCUUGGAAAACAAUGUCCCUGGCUUAUCGCAGCUGAUCCUUCAAAAGCUGAACAUGAAAAGCUAUGAAGAAUACAAGUUGGUCAUAGAUGGAGGGACCCCAGGAUCAGGCUUUGGGUUCCGGAGUCCUCAGGAAAUGUUCCAGAGGAUGGAGGACACAUUUCGCUUCUGUGCUCACUGUAAAGCACUCCCCAGCAGCCUUCCAGAUUCCAAGGUUCUCCGGCACUGUAAGAGGUGCAGAAAUGUGUACUACUGUGAUCCAGAAUGCCAGAGGUCAGACUGGCCAGCACACAGGAAAGUUUGUCGAGAGCUUCGUCUUGUGGCCGUGGACCGUCUCAUGGAAUGGCUUCUGGUCACAGGUGACUUUGUCCUACCCUCAGGACCUUGGCCAUGGCCAGCUGAAGUUGUACAGGACUGGGAUACCUGGUUUUCUAUGAGGGGGUCACAGUUAGAUACUACACUGGAUGCUGUGCUAGGUACUCAUGCCAUGAACACCCUGUGGGCCAGUGCAGGACGCCCAAAGCCAGACCCGGAUGUCUUACAGGGCUCAUUGAAGCGACUUGUGACCGAUGCCCUGUCCCGGCCCCUGACACUGGGCCUAGGGCUCAGAACCAUGAGGAUAGACACUGGGAAGCCUGGAGGAGGCACAGUGCAUGUGGUUGGUGCUUCUCAUGUGGAGACAUUUCUCACUAGCCCUGGAGACUAUGAUGAGCUUGGCUACAUGUUUCCUGGUCACCUUGGCCUUCGUGUGAUCAUGGUGGGUGUAGAUGUGGCUACUGGUUCUUUAAAGAGCACUCCAGCUUCAACUUUGGAACCUGGCACAGUUCAGCUUAGUGGCCACAGGGGCCUCUAUCAUGACUUCUGGGAGGAGCAGGUAGAGACUGGGAAGAUAUCCUACCCAGAUUUGGUAGUCGCAUUUCAUCCAGGUUUCCAUGCCUCUGUGGAUCUGAUGGAGGCCUGGUUGCCCACCCUGCUGUUGCUUCGUGAUUAUGAGAUCCCUACGUUGAUUACUCUUUACAGCCACCAGGAGUUGGCAGCUUCUUUGCAGAUUCUGGCGGACCUGGGUGUGCACAUCAUUGCCUGUGGAGCCAAUCCUUUCGCAUCCCUCAAACCCGAACAGGUGUAUUCCAACCCCAACAAGCAGCCAGUCUACUGCUCUGCCUACUAUGUUACAUUUCUUGGCAGUACCUGCCAGCUGGAGAAGAAAUAAUUGGAAGAGGCAGUGGAUAGUGUGGGUUUAAAUAGCUAAGCCAGAUUCCAACUAGACUUGAGGGAGUGCAAGAAUGAGCUAGUCAAGGAAGUUGUAGAAACCAGAAAAAAAGUUGUCAGGAUAACAGGUUUUCUUUUUUUUCCUGGCUUUUUAAGAAAAAUACCUCAUUUUUCUGUUUUGGUUCAGAGAAAUCUGAUGUCCAAGAUGUUCCUGCGUACGUCAGACCUUACAGAAUAGAUUAUGAUUGUUAUCCCCUUUUCUACUGUAAUAAACUCAGUUUGGCAUUGCUUAA
Messenger RNA from Ochotona curzoniae (black-lipped pika), 2758 nucleotides. RefSeq names its product MSS51 mitochondrial translational activator (gene MSS51). The record is from RefSeq and is a predicted model, not a curated record. NCBI's taxonomy places the organism in Eukaryota, Metazoa, Chordata, Mammalia, Lagomorpha, Ochotonidae. Bases 1114 to 2466 code for a protein of 450 amino acids. The transcript has 7 exons.